Cheilinus undulatus (humphead wrasse) is the source of this 2083-nucleotide messenger RNA. It is a transcript of the gene urod, whose product is annotated as uroporphyrinogen decarboxylase. Gene Ontology annotation, cellular component: cytosol. Gene Ontology annotation, molecular function: uroporphyrinogen decarboxylase activity. Lineage: Eukaryota; Metazoa; Chordata; Actinopteri; Labriformes; Labridae. The transcript has 10 exons. The coding region runs from base 149 to 1255 and encodes 368 amino acids. The record is from RefSeq and is a predicted model, not a curated record. Gene Ontology annotation, biological process: heme biosynthetic process.
GGCCGCGCCCUGCAGCACGGGAGCAGAGGGAGUUCUUCUUUAGAGCAGCUUUUAUUGACAGUUGAGGAGCUGCAGGUCGCUGCGAACAUCUUCAAACAGAGACAGAGGAGCACCUUAACCAACGUGUCACCUUUUCAGCCCUGCCGACAUGAGCAAGGACGAUUUAAUCCUCCCAAAGGACUUCCCUCAGCUCCAGAACGACACAUUCCUGCGAGCAGCACGAGGAGGAGAAACUGAUCAUGUUCCUGUGUGGUGUAUGAGACAGGCUGGACGUUACCUGCCAGAGUUUCGUGAGUUCAGAGCAGGGAAGGACUUCUUUGACACAUGUCGGUCACCAGAGGCCUGCUGUGAGCUCACCCUGCAGCCUUUGAGACGUUUUCCCUUCGAUGCUGCCAUCAUCUUCUCUGACAUCCUGGUCGUCCCACAGGCCAUGGGUAUGGAGGUCCAGAUGGUUGCAGGUAAAGGUCCCACAUUCCCAGAGCCCCUGAAGGAGCCUGAGGACCUGCAGCGUCUGCAGCCCAAAGUGGAUGUCAGCAAAGAGCUGAGCUAUGUCUUUAAAGCCAUCACACUGACCAGACACAAGAUAGAGGGCAAAGUGCCGCUCAUAGGAUUCAGUGGAGCUCCGUGGACGUUGAUGUCCUACAUGAUCGAAGGAGGAGGCUCAAACACCCACUCGAAGGCGAAGCGCUGGCUGUACCGGCACCCUGAGGCGAGCCACAUGCUGCUGAGGAUGCUGACAGAUGUGGUUGUGCAGUAUCUGCUGGGACAGGUGGCAGCUGGAGCUCAGGCUCUGCAGGUAUUUGAGUCCCACGCCGGCAUCUUGGGCCCGGUCGAGUUUAAAGAGUUUGCUCUGCCGUAUCUUCGAGACAUCGCACGCUGCGUUAAAGACAAACUCAAAGAAGAAGGAAAAGACGUCCCCAUGAUUGUGUUUGCAAAGGAUGCUCAUUACGCUCUGGAGGAUUUGUCUCAGUCUAACUAUGAGGUGGUUGGACUGGACUGGACCAUUGAUCCACGAUCAGCGCGGGAGCGAACAGGAGGGAAGGUCAGCCUGCAGGGGAACAUGGACCCUUGUGCUCUCUACGCUCCAAAGGAGAAGAUUUCAGACAUCGUGAAGAAGAUGUUGGAGGGUUUUGGUGCCAGAGGCUACAUUGCCAACCUGGGCCACGGCCUCUACCCCGACAUGGACCCGGAGAACGUGGGCGCAUUCGUGGAAGCUGUGCACGAACACUCAAAACAGAUGAUCAAACAAAUGUGAAGAUGGAUGUGUCUGUUUGAAUGCCAAAGCAGAUAAGAGUCCAUUCCCAGAGAUUUACAAUGAUGAAAAAUAAAAACAGAACUGAACUAAUAAUAUAAAACAAACAAGAAAACAUCCAGCUCUUCAUAAACAUUCAUAAAUCCUCCUCACUCAUCCAGCGUAGGUUUUAAGGAUAGAAAAGAUGCUGGUUUCCAAAGACAAGAUUUCUUUUCCUCUUUAAUACGUCGAUCUAAUGGAUUAUGUGUUUCUGUCAGAGAGGGAUGACAUCCGUUCUGCAGUGAACAUUCACAGUCGUUAAGGAUUUGUAUUAUUAUUGGAUUUAUCUGAAAAUGUUCAAACAGCUUUGAGUUGUAGAUGAAAAAUAUUUUCUAUCCAAUCAAACCUACCAUGCUGUCGCUCCAGCACUGAGAAAUAAAAAGACAAACAUUUCUGAGAGGUCUUCAUCAGAACAAAAGCAUCUUAUAAAAAAUGUGAUCCAGAAAAAAAGACAUGCACAUGUGACUAAAGUGAUUAAAAUCCAUUUUAAGGGGAAAUGUCAUCAUGCAGCAACAAAAUAACUCCCUGGAUCUCAGCAUGAAGAGGUUUAUUUUUACUUCUGCUGAAGGAAAAAGCUGCAGAAAUGCUUGUUAUACAUGAAGAUGCCUUCUUCUGUUUUAGUUUUUCACCAUGAAUCUUUUAAUUUCAUCUGCUCAGACUUAUAGGCACUUACGUAGUGAAUCAUUUUGUUACCUGAGAGGUUUCCUGUGAUGGCAGUUGUACUGAAUUAUAAAACAGAUAAAUAUCUGGUUGUAUUUUUCUGUCAAGUAAAUAAAGAUGAUUUAAUUUCUA